CAGGGAUGAGGAGUCAACAGGCACACAGAGAAGGUUUAUAAUGAACCUGUAUCUUCCUGACAGGGAUGAGGAGUCAACAGGCACACAGAGAAGGUUUAUAAUGAACCUGUAUCUUCCUGACAGGGAUGAGGAGUCAACAGGCACACAGAGAAGGUUUAUAAUGAACCUGUAUCUUCCUGACAGGGAUGAGGAGUCAACAGGCACACAGAGAAGGUUUAUAAUGAACCUGUAUCUUCCUGACAGGGAUGAGGAGUCAACAGGCACACAGAGAAGGUUUAUAAUGAACCUGUAUCUUCCUGACAGGGAUGAGGAGUCAACAGGCACACAGAGAAGGUUUAUAAUGAACCUGUAUCUUCCUGACAGGGAUGAGGAGUCAACAGGCACACAGAGAAGGUUUAUAAUGAACCUGUAUCUUCCUGACAGGGAUGAGGAGUCAACAGGCACACAGAGAAGGUUUAUAAUGAACCUGUAUCUUCCUGACAGGGAUGAGGAGUCAACAGGCACACAGAGAAGGUUUAUAAUGAACCUGUAUCUUCCUGACAGGGAUGAGGAGUCAACAGGCACACAGAGAAGGUUUAUAAUGAACCUGUAUCUUCCUGACAGGGAUGAGGAGUCAACAGGCACACAGAGAAGGUUUAUAAUGAACCUGUAUCUUCCUAACAGGGAUGAGGAGUCAACAGGCACACAGAGAAGGUUUAUAAUGAACCUGUAUCUUCCUGACAGGGAUGAGGAGUCAACAGGCACACAGAGAAGGUUUAUAAUGAACCUGUAUCUUCCUAACAGGGAUGAGGAGUCAACAGGCACACAGAGAAGGUUUAUAAUGAACCUGUAUCUUCCUGACAGGGAUGAGGAGUCAACAGGCACACAGAGAAGGUUUAUAAUGAACCUGUAUCUUCCUGACAGGUAUGAGGAGUCAACAGGCACACAGAGAAGGUUUAUACCUUAAUGUGCACAGUAUCAGGAUGAAGUGGUUAGAGUUUUAGACCCUGUCCAAAUACAAAAAAAUGCAUCCUUCCUCACUAUCGAAGCGCUUGCUGAUUGGUAAAACAGCACUGCAUAGCUUUCACCUGUCCAGUUAUAUCAGAACAGUGCAUUUAUGUAUAAACAGUCAAUUGUCCCAUGUAUGUGUUUAGGCUUUGAUAUCGAUGAUUACAUACACAGUAAGAGAAUGUAAGAGAGUGAUUGCACAUGCUGGACGCAUACACACGGUAGUGGUUCUCCUCUAUUACCUUGCUGUGGAUGA
Oncorhynchus keta (chum salmon) is the source of this 1243-nucleotide messenger RNA. RefSeq lists its product as uncharacterized. NCBI's taxonomy places the organism in Eukaryota, Metazoa, Chordata, Actinopteri, Salmoniformes, Salmonidae. Bases 41 to 946 code for a protein of 301 amino acids. The transcript is spliced from 2 exons. The record is from RefSeq and is a predicted model, not a curated record.